Paramecium octaurelia is the source of this 1266-nucleotide messenger RNA. NCBI's taxonomy places the organism in Eukaryota, Ciliophora, Oligohymenophorea, Peniculida, Parameciidae. The record is from the annotation of a GenBank genome assembly.
AUGAAUUAAGCUCUUGUCAUUAUAAGAAAUGAAACUAAUGAAAGCUCCAAGAAUUGUGCAGAGAUUCUCUUUAGUAAUAGAAAAAACAAAUAAUUGAUAAAAUUGAGUUGUACAAUAAAAGGCUACUCCAACACUUCAGCAAUCAUCUCGUCCAAGCCUUCAAAGCUAAAAUAUUCACACUAUAUAAAGGAGUCCUAGAUUAAGGAAGUCUACAAUAGAGUCAAGAAUUUAAUUUAAUAGUUAGAUGAGCAGGGAACAAAAUUAGAAACCAAAAGCAAUUGCUAAAUAAAAACUAUAAGAAGCAUUUACUUACUAAAUACUAAUUAAUUAAUCUAGUCGGCAAAAUAAGAAGCAUACAAACAAAUUUUGAAAUUAAGUAGUUAUUCAGUAUAUAGUUAUUAGAAUUUCUAUUGCUUGUUGUAACUCAAAAUUUAAAUUAAAACUUGAUGAAUUAUUUGCUCAAUCAAUUUAGAUUUAGUUUAAAAUUGAAGAGUAACUACAGUCAAAUAAUCAGUCAACAAAUGUUUAGGAUAUAGCACCUAUCAAUUACAGUCCAUUACUUUCCUAAAUCAGUUAAAUUUAAUAGACUAAGAAACAAUCUGAAUUCACAGUCACUAUGGAGGAUUAUCUAUUACCAAGUGUUUAACAUAAAGUGCUCCAUUAAUUUAAAUACAGUAAUGAAUAAAAUUUAAUCAAUCAUGAUAACCAGAAAAUUAACUUAGAAAUUUCUCCAAUUCCAGUAUUUCAUUAAUCAGUAAUUACUAAAACUGGCUAGUUAUAUCUUUUUGGAGGAACCACAAUUGAUAAUAACUAUCCUAACAAUAAAUCUAAUGGAAUAUACUUUUUUGAUAAAAACUCCUUAGUGAAUGUUGGCAAUUUAUUGAUAAGUCGAUCAUCUCAUGGUUGUUGUAGCAUAGGAGAUUAUAUCUAUUCAAUAUCUGGACUGGAACAAGGUCAAACUCUGGAAAAGAAUUGUGAGAGAUAUAAUUAUAUUUUAAGGAGAAGCUAGAAAAUUCAGGAUUGCCUAUUUCCUUCUAUUCUUGUUGUUGUGUAAAUUUCAAUAAUCAAUUUAUAUAUAAAUUUGGAGAUUUUUAUGAAAAAUAGCAGAUGAAUUUUAUUGAGAGAUUUAAUAUCAAAGAUUAGGUAUGGCUGGCAAUUGAUCCUAAAAUAGCAACCAAAGAGUAAGUAGAGUUUGUAUAAUUGUAGAAUACCUUAAUUUACAGGCCUCAAAUAGUUUGCAGCUGGAAUUUAAAUAUCUCCCAAUAC